Gadus macrocephalus (Pacific cod) is the source of this 2779-nucleotide messenger RNA. Its product is annotated as RNA exonuclease 5-like. Gene Ontology annotation, cellular component: nucleus. The transcript is spliced from 19 exons. The record is from RefSeq and is a predicted model, not a curated record. Gene Ontology annotation, molecular function: RNA binding; exonuclease activity. Bases 186 to 2648 code for a protein of 820 amino acids. NCBI's taxonomy places the organism in Eukaryota, Metazoa, Chordata, Actinopteri, Gadiformes, Gadidae.
AUCGCCGGCGUUCAAGGAAACCCGUGAAAUUUUCGGGUGGUUUUAGUUUAGGUUAUUCUAACUGCUUUAUGUUGGGCUAAAUUGCAUCAUGUCUAUAUCAUAGCCAUAGCAUCCGUUGUUAACACAUAGCAAAUUUUGGAUACAUUAAUUUAGCCACGGCCCUUGGUCGAUGAUUCAUCUUGAAAAUGAUCCCGCCGACACUGUCCUGCUCGUCCAGGAAAAGAAAAGAAAACACAUCAACGAAACCACAAGAAAGUAAAAAAAUGAAAAGGAAAAUGACAGACGCCGAUCGUGUUGUUCAUCACAUCCCGAGGAUCUCUGUGCCAUUCGCUCACCUGCAGCAACAGGUGACAUUGGAUAUGCUAACAGAACUGCUGCACUUCGCUGCUCUGGGGAAAAUCAACGGUGCCAAACAACCUAGUUGGUGCCAUCUCCAUCACCAGAAGAACAUACAAGGGGUGAACAUUGUUGUCCUCAAUGGCCUUUCCCAGUGUCUUUUUUACCAACACUUCUUGACUCUGCAACAUCUCAGAACCAACUACAACACAAGGCUCACUUUCACUCCAUCGGCUACUGACUUACCAUCUGGAAUCUUCAGCAGUAAAGUGUCUGAAUCUGUGAGUUCAUGCUUUGCUCAAAGGGACCAGGAAAGCAAUCAGCUCAGAGAUGUGAUGAGACUGCAUCCGAUAAUCAGGAAGUUUGGAACAGAGGUGAAGGGGCUCACAGCAUACACUCUCCCACAGGAAGAGAUGAUCAAAAAACACUUCCCUGUGAAAGGCAUGCCGGGCUUUGAGGACUUUGUGUCUACAGAGAGUGAUGACUGUGUAACAGACAGAAGUCCUCUCUAUGGAGUGGACUGUGAGAUGUGUUUAACUGAACAGGGGUACGAGUUGGCCCGCGUCUCUCUGGUGGAUAGCAGUGGCAAAUGUUUGCUGGACGACCUGGUGCGACCUCCAAACCGUAUCCUCGACUAUCUCACGAGGUUUUCCGGAAUUACCGCGGCCAUGUUGCAGCCAGUCACCACCAUCGUCAAGGAUGUUCAAGUAAAGCUUCUGAGGCUGUUGCCCAGGGAUGCAGUCCUGGUCGGACAUUCACUGGAAAAUGACCUCAGGGCUCUUAAAUUGAUUCAUCCCCAUGUGAUCGACACCGCACUGCUUUACAAGAAAGAAUUUGGACAGCGGUUUAAACUCAAGGUCCUAGCUGAGGCUGUUCUAGGGAAGCAAAUCCAAACCGAAGAGCAGAAUGGUCAUGACCCUAUGGAGGAUGCUUCUGCUGCUCUGGAGUUGGCCCAGUAUUUUAUUAAGGCAGGACCUCGAAAGGUUGUAGAGUGCCAUAUCGAUGAGUUAUGGGGAGAGAGUCUCACUGUAUCUACGCCCACUGAUGUUCAACCUGCCCCGAGUAGCAGGUUUGCUGAUGUGCUCCAAAAGUCUGGACAGACGGUGACCUUCAUUGGAAAACGCGCUGACAUCACCAUUAAUCCAUCCAAUCAGCAGUGGCACAGCUCAGACAAGGAGGUGCUGGCCUCCUUCAGAAGACAGACGUCAUGGCUAUUGUUCUCAUUGGUGCAGUUCUCUUCAGUCUCAGAACACAUGAAGAACUCCGGCCUACAACAGGAACACCACCACCAAAGAUUACGUGCACAUCUGAGGCAAAUGUGUGUGGUGUUUGCGGGGCCGUUCCCAUCCGGGUUCGGGGAGAGGGAAGUGAAGAGGCUGUUUCGCUGCUGUGGAGCUGUGAAGUGCAUCAGAAUGCUACCUACCUCGCACAGGAUGCAUGCAGAGAUUGAGUUUAGGCUUCUGGAGGGGGCUGUGCUGGCAGUCCAAACACUAAGUGGACACAUUGUGCAUGGACAGCACAUUCGGGUCCAGAGGCCGGUCAAUGAGUCCACAUUGGAUCUUGAUUUAACCCUUGAUGCCCUGAAGGAGGACCCCCUCAACGUGAACCAUGUCCACGUUAUGAGGCUCAAACCUAUCGUGAACCCCUCCCACAUACUGCCUCACACGAAUGGACACAUGCCAGUACCAAAUGCUCCAGGUUCACAUUGGACGGAUAACGACACGAAACCAGGCGAAAAUGGGACCACGACGAUAGAUGCUUACAAUUCAACGGUGGCUGCUUCCAUCAAUGAGACUCUAAUGAACGGUUACAAUCAGCUUCCUCAAGGUCCUCCUGCCUGUGCACUGUCUGAGAAUGAGCUCAACGAGGUAUUUGGCCACUUCGGUGUGGUCAAGAAAAUCCUGCGGCCCAGCAAACCCAAUGGAAGACGAGCAAGACAUGCGAGUAUAAAGUUUCAGAGUCCAGAGUGUGCAGCAGCAGCCCUGGGUUCUUCUGAGGAGCUCAGGGACCAGAGGUACCUCGUCUGUCCCUCUCUUACCCCGGGUCACCUGCGGUCAUGGGCCCAAGAGACCACAACAGAGAUGGAGGAGGUGGCCGUCGAGGGGAGGUUUAGCAACAACACCAUUACGGAGAACAACCCAUUGGAUGGAAAAAUGGAGGGCGUGAUGAAGAAGUUGGAUGAUCGCCUGAGAAAACUUUUUAAAUCCCUCCCAGACCGCACCUUGUCUGUUGUAGUUCUUCCUGGACAAUCUAGCCUCAAUGGCCAUUAUCCUGGUCUGUGCUUCCUGGAGGUCAAGAAUGUCUCCUUGUGAGUGGGCUAGGACAGCCAUCUGCACCACCUUCCUGACAAGAAUCUAGUCAACGAGUGGCCUGAAUAACCGCAAUACAAAAUGUACACUGUGUGAUGUUUCCUUUAAAUUAUGCAAAUAAACAUUUUAAAAAG